AUGGGCCGUUUCCUGGCCCUCGUUGGCUUAGCCAUCCUCAGCGUGGCUUCAGCGCAGAAUUGGGGGCAAGAUAGCGGUGAGUAAUCCGGUAAACCCUGAUGUAACGAAUAAAAUUGCAGUAAGCGACGGCGAAAUUAUCCCUGCUGAAGCCGGAUUCCCCUGUCAUUCGUUACCCAAAGAGAAUUACACUUGCAGCGAUUGUAUCCAAUUCCACGACUCUUGUGCUUGGUGCGAAGACUUUGUAAGUUAUGGUUUAUGUCUUACAGUUUCGGUGUUUAGGAAUUCAACAAAGAGACCUCAUUCUCCCGAUGUGACUCUUCUCAGAAUCUGUUGGAUCACGGGUGUGCUGCCAAUGCCGUUGUGAAUCCUCAGAGUCAUCUUCGAACGAUUGCUUCCGAUCCCUUUGUAGACGGAGGGGAUGAAGAUGACAACGUGCAGCUGAGACCACAGGAAGUCGAAAUCAGAAUCCGACCUCGUAAGUGCAAACAGUUUCAUAUACAUCUAGACGAUAUGCGAUUUCUGAUAAUUGCUCUUUCAGAUUCCAAAGCUCGGUUUGAUGUGACCUUCAGACAGGCUGUUGAUUAUCCAGUAGAUCUCUACUAUUUGAUGGACUUGUCCUACUCCAUGAAGGAUGACAAAGAGAAGCUCAGUCAACUGGGAGAUCUUCUUGGUAAGGUCUAUUCAAAGCCUGACUUGAAUAAUGUAAUCCUUUCAGCGGAACGAAUGAAAGAGAUUACCAAGAACUUCCGUCUUGGCUUCGGCUCAUUCGUCGACAAGAAAGUGAUGCCAUUCAUUGAUCCUCGAAAAGAGAAACAGGAUUCUCCUUGUUCCGAAGGUUGUGCUCCAACUUAUGGGUUCAGGAAUCAGAUGAGUCUCACCACAAACACCAACAAGUUUUCGGUAAAUUAACUUUUUGCAUUUUAUAUAGAUAACUUUGUUAUCCAACAAAACUAUUUUCAGAAAGAAGUAGAGAAAGCCGAGAUCUCCGGUAAUUUGGACGCCCCCGAGGGUGGAUUCGAUGCGGUUGUCCAAGCCAUCGCCUGCAAUGUAAGCAUUCUGUCGUUAAUUUUGACGCAUUUAGAGCACAAUCGGAUGGAGAGAACGCUCUCGUAAAAUGAUCGUUCUCUCGACUGACGCUGGAUUUCAUUUUGCCGGAGAUGGAAAGGUAAGGAAUACGUUUUUGAUUUGGUUUAAUAGAAUUUUUCCUUUAGCUUGGAGGCAUUUUGACUCCCAACGACGGCGAAUGUCAUCUGGAUGCUCAAGGAUACUACACAAAGUCCACUGAACAGGACUACCCAUCGGUCGCUCAACUCCACAAGAUCAUCAAGGACAACAAAGUGAACAUGAUCUUUGCGGUCACCAAGAAAAACAAGAAACUUUACGAUCAGGUAUGACAUUUAUAAACUUUAAUGCUUGUCCUUUAGUUGAGUGAAGCUCUUCCUGAUGUCAGUUCUUCCGUCGGAGUCUUGGCUACAGACUCUUCCAACAUCGUCACUCUGAUCGAAGAGGAAUACGGUAAAAUUGCGGAAAAGAUUAUCAUGGUUGACAACGCCAACUCCUCCAUGGGAUUGAAGCUGAGCUAUCGUUCCAAAUGCUUGGAGUAAGUACCGGUCGAUGUUGAAUUACCUUUUCUUUUAGCGGAACAAGCUUGAAAGACACCAAUGUUUGUGAAGGAAUUAAAGUAGGAGAUGAAGUGACUUUUGAAGUUACUCUGGAAGCCACUCAUUGUGUCAAGCAACGCGACUUCGAACUUCACAUUGGUCCCUCUGGUCUGGAUGAGACCCUUCUUUUGAACGUUCAUGUCAUCUGCGAUUGUGAUUGUGAGGAUGAAAUCGUGAUCAAUGCUCCGGAAUGCGGAGGUCAUGGCAAUCUGGUCUGUGGUAUCUGCCAAUGUGCUCCAGGCUUCGUUGGAGAUCAAUGCCAAUGUGAAUCUGGGGGAGAAUCGGCUAUCGCUUUAGAAGCCAAGUGUAGAAAGUAAGACUAGAUUAUAUGUAUAUUUUCGCAUUUUAUGAGACAUCUUUGUCCAUUUUGCAUCGUUAUCUUUCCAGAGACAACAGCUCUUUGAUCUGCUCGGGUCGUGGUCGAUGUGAGUGUGGAGUCUGUGUUUGCAACACCCGUCAGAACCCCGAGGAAAUCAUCUCUGGGCAAUAUUGUGAAUGCGAUAACUUCAAUUGCCCUCGCCACGAUCGCAAACUCUGUGGAGGCCAUGGAACUUGUAAUUGUGGGGUCUGUCACUGCGAGGAAGGAUACACUGGCCCAGCUUGUGAAUGCCCAUUGUCGACCGAAACUUGUCUUUCGAAGAAUGGAAAGAUCUGUAAUGGACAUGGAGAUUGUAUCUGUGGAAAAUGUCAUUGUCAUACUGAUGAGGAUGGCCAAAGAUACUCGGGACCUUUCUGUGAUAUCUGCCCUACAUGCCCAACUAAGUGUGUUGAGUACAAACCUUGUGUGAUGUGUCAGCAAUGGGGAACUGGACCUUAUAAUGAGAGCAAAUGUGCGGAAUGUCCGUUCACAGUCAUUCCGGUCAAGGAAUUGCCAGGUACGUCGGUUUAGAUUAGUUUGCCAUACUAGUAAUAUUUCAUUAUUACAAUCUUUGUUUUAGUUCUGAAUGCCUCCGAUUCCGAGACCUGGAACGAAUGUCAAUUUGUCGAUCCAGCAGAUGAUUGUACCUUCUACUUCCUCUAUUAUUAUGAUGGUUACAGUAAUCUGACGGUGUGGGUGAAGGAAGAAAAGGAUUGUCCGGCUCCCUUGCCAGUCCUGGUCAUUGUUUUGAUGGUCAUUGCUGGUAUUGUUCUUCUCGGGCUGUUGUUGUUAUGCCUGUGGAAGAUCUUGGCUGUGAUGUAUGACAGAAGAGAAUAUGUGAGGUUCGAAAAGGAGAGAUUGAAUGGAAAAUAUGAUUCGGUAAGUGGGGUAACAAAGGCUUUAUUUUGCAUGUUGUGAUCAGUUAGCGUUUUGAGGUUUAGACUAUUAACUUACAUUUUAUUUUUAUCGUUUUGGUUCGUCUGUGGAAUAUCUUUUUGUUUUUUUACAUCUCACAUUUUUCAUUGAUUUAAGUUUUAUUCACCUGUUCUAACAUCUUGACUUUAUCUAACCAACGGCAAUAGAAAAAUAAGAUUACUGUAUUCUUUAUAGAAUGAGAAUCCCAUCUUCAAACAAGCCACCAGCACAUUUAAGAACCCGUUGUAUUCGGGAGAUCGAGUCAAACUCAAUUAG
Molecule: messenger RNA, 3210 nt
Organism: Bursaphelenchus xylophilus (pine wood nematode)
Lineage: Eukaryota; Metazoa; Nematoda; Chromadorea; Rhabditida; Aphelenchoididae
Source: the annotation of a GenBank genome assembly